AUGUAUAAUACAAACACUACUGUUUGCAUUACCAAUCAAUUGCUACUACCGUUUGACGACAAACCCGAUUACCGACAACUCAUUGGCCAAACAGACAGCUAUAUUAUUAUAGACAUACCGUUAUUAUUAUUGAUUGCCGACAAUAAUACCAACAACAACGGCACACAUAUUGUUGUUGUUGACAAUGAUAACAAUGAUGUUGAUACUGAUGAUGACCCCAACAACAACAACAACACCAAACUACCUGAGCUACCUGUACUACCGGUGCUGCAGAACCAGCAGCUGCUUAGCAGCAUCAGUGGCCAACAAAUUGCUACCUUAAUAGUACCCUAUAGUCUCAUAUUUUUAUUGGCCAUUAUCGGCAAUUUACUGGUCAUCGUUACGUUGGCCGCCAAUCGCCGUAUGCGUUCGGUAACCAAUCGUCUGCUAUUGAAUCUGGCCGUCAGUGACCUACUAUUGACUGUAUUUUAUAUGCCCUUAACAUUGAUGGACAUACUAUACAAACAGUUGUUUAUUUUCGGUUCAUUGAUGUGUUCAGUGAUAUCCUAUCUAAAAGCCGUAUUAGUAUUGGUAUCGGUGUGGACACUGGUCAUGGUAUCGGUCGAGCGCUACUACGCUAUAUGUCAGCCGUUGCGGUCGCGCGGCUAUCGGCAGACCCUAUCCUAUGCCUAUCGAUUGGUUGGUAUCGUAUGGUUGGCGUCGUUGGUGUUGAUGUCGCCGAUAGCUGUAGUCAGUGAACUACAGCCCAUCGAAAAUACUGACAAUUAUAAGUGUCGGGAGUCGUGGCCAACAUUGCAACUGUUGACAGCGUUUACACUGUUUUUAGAUAUAUUACUAUUUAUAAUACCAUUGAUGAUAAUGUCCAUCACCUAUACUAGUAGUCUAUCAUUGAAAGCACCGUCAGAUCGGUUCAGCCGUCACCGUCGCCAUCGCCGACGCCGACCCAGCCGUCAGAUCCUAUUGGAAACGGAUCCCAGAGUCGUGUCGUUGACAACAACAACAAACAAUAGUAUUGUAAACCCAGACACUACUACUACUACCAGAGCCUCAUAUGUCGGAAGGCAUAACAAUCGGGAACCACAACCCCAACAACCAAUACUACUGACUCUACGUUCAAAUACCUGUCCACUGGUAGCCGAAGCCCGUCAGAAACGUAUAGUUUGGAUACUGUUUCUAGUGGUCAUUGAAUUUUUUCUAUGCUGGACACCUAUAUAUACGGUCAAUACGAUUGGCAUAUGGUAUGGCCGUGAAUGGGUUGGCCAUACAAUCGGCAACAAUUGGUUAUCAUCAAUGAAAUUGUUGACAUUUUUCACGUGCUGUACUAAUCCGUUUGCCUACGGGUUUAUCAACAUAUGA
Molecule: messenger RNA, 1356 nt
Organism: Oppia nitens
Lineage: Eukaryota; Metazoa; Arthropoda; Arachnida; Sarcoptiformes; Oppiidae
Product: cholecystokinin receptor type A-like
Exons: 5
Coding region: 1-1356 (451 amino acids)
Biological process (GO): neuropeptide signaling pathway
Cellular component (GO): membrane
Molecular function (GO): neuropeptide Y receptor activity
Source: RefSeq, a predicted model, not a curated record